AUGAGAGAUAAAACUCCACUUUCACGUAAAGGGCCAAGAGGACAAUAUUUACAAUGGACUCUUUGUCCGGGCUCGAAAGCACCUAGGACCACCAAGUUCAACCGGAAUAAGGUGCACGAACUACUACAACUUCUGUACCCCGCCGCAUGUUAUGCUCCACUCCUAUCUCCAAGAACAAAAAACCGCCUGUGCAGCUGUCCCGGCGUUUGGGGCGACGGGGGUCACGUUCUCCUGGUGGUCUGGGACCCGAGGGCCUCUCAGUGGGUGGACCCAUCCGCGGAGGUCGUAGCCCGUCUGGGCGGAGUCCCGGAGGACGUGUCCAGUGACGAGGAUGUCGGGCCGUCGCAGCACUAUCCCGUUGCGGACCGGCGGUGGGUCGGUGAGCUUGGCGGUGGUGGCCGCUCCGGGUCCCCUGGCCCGUCGUCGGUGCCCGACGUUGUCAGUCCCUCAACCUCUGCGUCUUCCGUCGGCGCCGCGCUGCAGGGCGCUCCGGGCUGCCUGUGGGGUUGCGCAGAGUGCCCGAACUCCUAUACCCUCUGCGUGCAGUGUGAGGGCGAGCAGCUCCUCGAGCACCGCGCUGAAGUGGAGUUCGCCGAGGCCGCCGCCCAGAUGCGGCACUUCGCGGCGGUAGAGGCGGCUCUAUGGCUGGACGAAGCCCGCGCUGCCCGCCAGCUGGCUGAGCAGGAUGAGAUCAGCGCCGCCGAGGCCGCUGCCAACGCCCUCCUCGAUGCUGAGGAGGCAGCCGCGCGAAUUCCGUAGGACGUGCUUUGUACUCUGUAAUAAAGGCCUUGCAAACCA
This is a messenger RNA of Frankliniella occidentalis (western flower thrips), 798 nucleotides long. RefSeq lists its product as uncharacterized. The transcript is spliced from 3 exons. The coding region runs from base 1 to 759 and encodes 252 amino acids. The record is from RefSeq and is a predicted model, not a curated record. Lineage: Eukaryota; Metazoa; Arthropoda; Insecta; Thysanoptera; Thripidae.